AUGUACUUUGAUGGCCACUCAGAGCUCCGGCCAGACUUCCGGCUGCACCGCACCACCAUCUCGGCCCUCACUGACCUGCUCUGGCCCAGAGAUCACCAGGGCUGGGGGAGGCACCUGGACACCCUGGUGUUCCUCUUCUGGCUGGCCAGUGGAACCUCCUACCGGGUGGUAGCGAGGGCCUUUGACAUCCCCAGGUCCACAGUCUGCGAUGUUGCCCACCGGGUGGCAGACCAGAUCCUCAGCAUACGGAGGCGCCUGAUCUCAUUUCCACCUGCAGAGGAACUGGAAGACAUUUCUACUGGUUUCCAGCAGUUGGGUGGGUGUGCCUCUUUUCAGAGGGUUGUGGGGGCAAUAGAUGGCUGCCAUGUGAGAAUUACACCCCCCGCAGAGCACGCUGAGUGCUACCUCAACCGAAAGCUGUUCCACUCGGUACAAUUUCAGGCAGUGACUGAUCACCAAGGGAGAUUUUUAGACAUUUUCGUCGGUUACCCUGGCUCGGUGCAUGACUCCCGCGUGUUGAGGAACAGCCCCAUCUACAUGGAGCAGCUGUAUCCUCCCGCCGGCUUCGUCCUCCUUGGUGAUGGUGGGUACCCCUGCCUGUCACGGCCCAUCACCAUCCUGACGCCGUACAGGCAGCCUGUGAGGAACCCUGUUGAGGCCCGGUUCAACAGGCACCACUCCAGGGCACGAUCUGUGGUGGAGAGAGCAUUUGGCAUCAUGAAGGCCAGGUGGCGGGCCAUAUUUUUCAAGGCGUUGGAGGUUCAACCCACCUUUGCUGUUAAGGUCAUCGCCUGCUGCGCUGUCCUGCACAACCUCUGCCUUCGCCACGGGGACCUGCUGGAGCCGGAGCCAGUCCAGGAGCCAGAGACAGAGGCUGUCCACCAUGAGCAGGACAACCAGGGCCAGCAGAGCGGGGAGUCACUGCGGGCAGCCAUGGCAGCGGCAUUGUCUGCUCCGAGGGAAAGGCAUCAGGCACUCCGGGACCACGAUUACUGA
Salarias fasciatus (jewelled blenny) is the source of this 996-nucleotide messenger RNA. RefSeq names its product putative nuclease HARBI1. The transcript has a single exon. Lineage: Eukaryota; Metazoa; Chordata; Actinopteri; Blenniiformes; Blenniidae. Bases 1 to 996 code for a protein of 331 amino acids. The record is from RefSeq and is a predicted model, not a curated record.